Amoebophrya sp. A25 is the source of this 1573-nucleotide messenger RNA. The record is from the annotation of a GenBank genome assembly. NCBI's taxonomy places the organism in Eukaryota, Dinophyceae, Syndiniales, Amoebophryaceae.
GCUCGAAAACGAAAGUCGUGUUCACGGAGAUCGUUGUAUUUGUAAGUGUUGAACAAGUAAUUAUAUUCGAUCUAAGUCUCAAAAGAUAUCAAAACGGAUCACGGCUUCGAAGAUCAAAGUAAAGAGAACAAAGAUCCUGAUGAGGAGAUCAUGAUCGAUGACGCAGAUGAUGGUGUAGUUUAUCCUAGUUUCGGCAACAAUUUCAAGGCGAAACUUGAGUAGGUUCUUUUCUGGAAGUAGCACGGUUUCUCUACUCAUAAUUUUUUAUCUUUUUUUUACAUCACAGGGACUGGAUAUGUUGCUCCUUCUAGUCAUGGAUGACGGUGACUGAGAUACUAGGUGUUAUACAACUGUUAGAAGUACGCAUACCUAAUCAUUGAUUUGUUGCAUCUACGGGAAAAAUCCCUACUCCUGAUUCUGAGAGCUCUAGUUUCAUUUAACUACUGACAAGAACUUCUGACUUAGAACAGUGGUCUUGAACGAGCAACAAUAAGAAGAAAAAUGGCACCAUCAGCAUCAAAACCCGGAAGAAAGACCGUUCGGGUCUUCACACCAGGAGAAGUGCUGGCGACGGAGGUCUUUGGAGAUUCAGCCGUUGACGAAUCCUCUUAUACCUGGCGAGAUGGACAACGGAUAGCGACGAAAAUGUUGAAGAUCGUGGUCACAUCGAAAAGCAGUAAAAAGACGACUUGUAGUUCCAAGACGAGUGGCAAGAUCAUGAGUAAAACUGACGAAGAACCUUGUCUUGUAGAAGUGGGCGACAUCGUUUUUGGCCGUGUACACCAAGUCCAGAAUGACAGAGCAAUGAUACAGUUGCUAGCUAAAGAAGUAGCAUCUUCUGUGGUUCUUCUGUCCGCAACCCCUCAAACGCGCCUCGCCACUCUCAAGAGGACCGAUACGAGAAGCUUCAAACUCGAUCAAUCGAAAAAGCUUCAACUUGAGCAACAAAAGGCAUCUUCAUCAUCUGCUUCUUCUUUAAAAGAUGAUGAUACAUCUUGCUCUUCCAGUAGAAGUACAACCCCAGCAUCAAUAAUGUCAGGGUAUAGUAGUUGUACCUCAGGAGCAACCGGGACGGCAACUACGACGUCAGCCAUGUUCUACCGAAUCAACGACAUAGUCCGUGCCCAUGUCAUAGCUAAGACUGGGGAUCACACAGUCCUAUCAACUUUUCACCUCGAAGACGGCGUCGUGGCAGCUGCGGACCGCGGCUUAGAAGCUUUAAACCACGAAUUGAUGCACGACCGAGCGACGAAGAAGACGCAACUGCGCAAGGUCGCUUGUACACCAAGGUUAAAACGAAAGUUGCAAAAAGUUAAAAAAUGAGAGAAAAUGUGCAGGUGCACAUACUUAUUACGACUGAUUAAGUACUAUCAGAGCUGCUGCAUGGUGCUUUGAUGAUGUAGAAGUAGAAGAUUUUUUCGCAAAAAUAUAAAUCAAUGCGAAAUAUUUAAUUUUCAUCUGCAGCACUUCUUACAAGCCUUGAACUUUCACCAAACCCCAAGGUCUAUCUGCUCUUGCCAGAGCAGGGUACUAAUCUUCAUUUCCAUGUCCUCUUCUCCAAGAUUUACCAGGC